Malus domestica (apple) is the source of this 1957-nucleotide messenger RNA. RefSeq lists its product as hypothetical. NCBI's taxonomy places the organism in Eukaryota, Viridiplantae, Streptophyta, Magnoliopsida, Rosales, Rosaceae. The record is from RefSeq and is a predicted model, not a curated record.
AGCUGUCGCAAUCACAUCUCCGAGCACAAUAAAAUCCGAGUUUCAGAUCAGAGGCCAAGACAGAAGCAGAAAGUUUCGGCUUCCGUUUCGGGUUAGUGAUGUUCGGGUGCAAGUGCUUCCAUUGGAAUCAGCUCACAGAUUUAUUACCACCUGAGCCUGAAGAACCCUUCUCUCUGCCUCAUCCCAUUCCUCAAUGGCCCCCAGGUGAAGGUUUUGCUUCUGGAAGAAUCAAUCUCGGAGAAAUAGAGGUUUCCAAGAUAACCAGAUUUGAGUUUAUCUGGGCCUGCACUCCAUCAGAGGACAAGAAAAAACAUGUUACGUUUUAUAAGCCAGCAGGAAUACCUGAUGGAUUCCAUAGCAUUGGUCAUUAUUGCCAAUCCAAGGAUAAACCUUUACACGGUUUUGUUCUUGUGGUUAAAGAGGCAGAGUUUCCAGAAACAGCUGAUGUUGGGGAGAGUGUCAAGUUGCCGGCUCUCAGAGAGCCACUUGAUUACACGUUAGUAUGGAGCCCUGAUGACGGGAAUGGGGACAAUCAUGGUGCAUAUGGUUAUUUUUGGCAUCCUCAGCCACCAGAAGGUUACAAAGCAAUGGGCUUUUUAGUGACUAACAGGCUUGAUAAACCUCGGUUGGAUGAAGUGAGGUGCGUUCGAGCUGAUUUGACUGACAGAUGUGAAACUUACCGCCCAGUUCUUAAUGCGAUUACAAAAUCUCUAAAUCUUCCUUUCCAAGUUUGGACUACAAGACCACAUCAUCGGGGAAUGAUGGGGAAAGGGGUUUCUGCCGGUACAUUUUUCUGCACUAGUGACUCCAACGUUGGAAAGGAUGUGCAUAUUGGAUGCUUGAAGAAUUUGAAUCCGAAGCUGCCUGGAAUGCCAAACCUUGAUCAAAUUCAUUCGCUUAUCCAUCAUUAUGGACCCACCGUAUUUUUUCAUCCAGAAGAGAUUUACUUGCCAUCUUCUGUUUCAUGGUUCUUCAAAAGUGGAGCGCUUUUGCACAAAACUGGCACGUCGGAUGGUGAGGCUAUUGAUGGUAGUGGCUCAAAUUUGCCUGGCGGGGGGUCAAAUGAUGGGGGGUUUUGGAUUGACUUGCCGACUGGUGAACGAAGAGAGAUAAUAAAACGCGGAAACUUGGAAAGUGCAGAACUUUAUGUUCAUGUGAAACCGGCUCUUGGUGGGACUUUCACUGACAUUGCAAUGUGGGUGUUUUGUCCCUUCAAUGGACCAGCCACUCUCAAAGUUGGGCCUCUGGACUUCCCUCUUAGCAAGAUCGGACAGCAUGUCGGUGACUGGGAGCAUUUCACACUCCGCAUCUGCAACUUUUCUGGAGAGCUCCAGAGCAUAUACUUCUCGGAGCACAGCGGUGGCAAAUGGGUGGAUGCAUAUGAUUUGGAGUACACAGACGGGAACAAAGCCAUUGUCUACUUAUCCAAAAAUGGACAUGCGAGCUACCCUCAUCCCGGGACUUUCCUUCAGGGGUCAGACAAGCUAGGCAUCGGAAUAAGGAACGAUGCUGCUCGCAGCAACUUAUCUGUGGAUUCAAGCAUUCGGUAUGAGAUUGUUGCAGCCGAGUAUCUUGGAAACGGGGUUGUGAGUGAGCCGGAUUGGCUGCAGUUUAUGAGAGAGUGGGGUCCAACAAUAGUGUACAAUUCAAGAACUGAGCUUGAUAAGGUUAUCAAUGUCUUGCCUGUGGUGUUUAAGUACAGAUUGGAGAACAUAUUUAAUAAGCUUCCAGUUGAGCUUUAUGGGGAGGAAGGUCCUACUGGACCAAAGGAGAAGAACAAUUGGGUGGGAGAUGAGAGAAGCUAGGGUUUUGCUUGGUUUGUGAGAGAAAAACCUACCUUCAUGAAUUACUUCUUGUAAGCCUAAGUUGUAACCCUAUGUAAUGUGUCCAUUUUUGUGUAUAGAUAUAUACAAUAUAAUGUGUGAUACAAGCUUUUUGAGAACGUUUUUAGUUUUUA